Messenger RNA from Penicillium brevicompactum, 1611 nucleotides. RefSeq lists its product as uncharacterized. Bases 1 to 1611 code for a protein of 536 amino acids. Gene Ontology annotation, cellular component: membrane. Lineage: Eukaryota; Fungi; Ascomycota; Eurotiomycetes; Eurotiales; Aspergillaceae. Gene Ontology annotation, molecular function: myo-inositol:proton symporter activity. The record is from RefSeq and is a predicted model, not a curated record. Gene Ontology annotation, biological process: transmembrane transport. The transcript is spliced from 2 exons.
AUGGACAAGCCAUUGGGUACAUCAACAGACCACAUUGAGUCAGCCUCCACGGGUAAACAACUACCCAGAGAGGUGGAAGACAUCAACUCCAUCCCUCUAGGAUGGUUUGUCUGGAUGGUGGCUACUACUGCCUCCAUUGCAGGUCUGCUGUUUGGAUAUGACACCGGUAUCAUCUCUGCGGUAUUAGUCUACAUCGGAAACGACUUGAAUGGACGAGCGCCGUCCCACAGUGAGAAAGAGAUGAUUACAUCUCUUUGCUCAGGUGGUGCUUUCUUUGGAGCCAUAUUCGCUGGUCUGACAGCCGACAAGGUAUGCAACUUCCACUCUCCGUGGGACUCCCGAGACACACGCUCAUCCAAAAAUGAUAGUUCGGCCGCAAAACUCCUAUCUACAUCGGCUGCUUCCUUUUCACCGUCGGCGCAGCCCCUGCAAGCCUCCGCCUAUACAAUUGCUCAAAUGGCAGUAGGCCGCUUUGUCGUCGGUCUAGGUGUUGGCUCUGCCGCGAUGAUCGUGCCUCUUUACGUAGCGGAGCUGGCCCCAGCGCAGGCGCGAGGCCGACUGAUUGGUUUAAACAACAUCUGUAUCACAGGUGGCCAAGUUCUUUCGUACGCUCUCGGUGCGGCAUUUGCUUCUGUCGAUCACGGCUGGCGGUAUAUGGUCGGCCUCGGUGGUAUUCCGUCCAUCAUCCUUGCAAUUUUGCUUCCGUUAUGUCCCCCCUCACCACGACAAUUGGUUUACCAAGGCCAUUCCGAUGAAGCAAGGGGUGUUCUGCGGAAGAUAUACGGACACGCUACAGAAUCACAGAUUGAAUACAUUCUGGGCACAAUUCAGGACGCAUGCGAUGAAGCGCGUCAGAUGAAUGACAAUGAAAGCAAAUGGAGCAAAAUCGUCCAACUUCAUCGUGUUCCAGCCAACAUGCGCGCAUUGUUUAGCGCCUGUGGAUUGAUGGUUUUCUCUCAGAUGUCAGGGUUCAAUACCUUGAUGUAUUAUUCAUCAACACUGUUCGCCAUGGUCGGAUUUAGCAACCCUGUUGCCGUCGGAUUAAUCGUCGCAGCUCCCAAUCUCGUCAUGGCUUUUGUGAACGUCAUGCUCGUCGAUCGUCUCGGUCGUCGGCGACUGCUUCUCUACACCUCAUGGGGAAUGUGCGCUGGUUUGAUUGCCGUUACAGUCGCAUUCGCUUUCCUUCCAGUCGACACUGAGACCCUUGAAGUUAUCGUUGGCGGGACUCCUCCCCAAGCCAUAGUUAUUCUCGUGUUCCUGUUGUGGUUUGUGAUUUUCUACGGUGUUUCUGUCGGCAAUACGGCAUGGAUGAGCGCGGAUUUCUUCCCUCUUGAGGUGCGGUCUAUGGGUACGAUGUGGAUGUCGUGCUCUACGUGGGCGAGUAAUGUCAUUGUGUCCAGCACGUUCUUGUCGAUGAUGAAGUCCUUGACGCCAUCGGGUACUUUCGGGUUCUAUGCUGCUCUCUGUGGUCUUGGGUGGAUUUGGAUAUAUUUCUUUUACCCGGAAGUAUCUGGCUUGCAGCUUGAGGAGAUCCGUGAGGUCUUUGAGAGGGGUUAUGGAAAGGCAAUGAGGAAUUCCAAACCGUUGGCAUCAAGGGGGCAGGAGGCUUAA